This is a messenger RNA of Pedinophyceae sp. YPF-701, 957 nucleotides long. The record is from the annotation of a GenBank genome assembly. NCBI's taxonomy places the organism in Eukaryota, Viridiplantae, Chlorophyta, Pedinophyceae.
AUGGGGGUCGAGUGGCGUCGGAAGUGGGCCGAGUACUUCACGGUGCAGCCCCCGCCGCACCCGACGUACGACCUCGAGCAAGUCAUUCAGGCUGCGCUGGACGAGGAUGCCGGCGGGCUGGGCGACAUCACGACGCUCUCGACCGUGCCUGAGGGCACGGAGGCGGAGGCCACCUUCCUCGCGAAGGACGACGGGGUGCUCGCCGGCGUCGGCGUCGCGGAGGUGGUGAUUCGCAUGGUGGACGCGACGCUGGAGCUGCAGUGGUUUCACAAGGACGGGGCGCGCGUCAACAAGGGCGACAUCAUCGGGAAGCUGUCCGGGCGCGCACAGCCGAUCCUGGUGGCCGAGCGCGUAGCGCUGAACUUUAUGCAGCGCAUGUCGGGCAUCGCGACCGCGACCGCGCAGAUGGUCGCCGCGGCCGGCCCCGGCGGCGCGCGCAUCAUGGAGACUCGGAAGACGGUGCCCGGGCUGCGGCUGCUGGACAAGUGGGCGGUGCUGGUGGGGGGGGGAGUGAACCACCGCAUCGGGCUGUACGACAUGGCGAUGAUCAAGGACAACCACAUCGCGGCGGCCGGGGGCCUCGCGGCGGCGUGCUCGCGCUGCGACGCGUACUUGAAGGACAAGAGCAUCGACGCGGAGAUCGAGGUGGAGACGCGCACGCUGGAGGAGGUGCAGCAGGCGUGCGCGUACCUGGACAACCACAAGGGCGCCACGCGGGUCGCGAGGGUGAUGCUCGACAACAUGGUGAAGCGGGAGGGGGGCGGCGUGGACACGUUGAUGCUGGAGAAGGCGGUCGAGAUGAUCGGCGGGCGGUGCGCGACGGAGGCGUCGGGGAACGUGACGCUGGAGACGGUGGGCGCGAUAGCCGCGGUCAAGGGGCUGACGUACGUGUCGUGCGGGGCGCUGACGCACUCGGUCAAGGCCCUGGAUAUCUCCCUGAACAUAGAAACGCAGUAG